Mastomys coucha (southern multimammate mouse) is the source of this 4010-nucleotide messenger RNA. RefSeq names its product dishevelled segment polarity protein 3 (gene Dvl3). Gene Ontology annotation, cellular component: cytosol. The record is from RefSeq and is a predicted model, not a curated record. The transcript has 16 exons. Gene Ontology annotation, molecular function: frizzled binding. Gene Ontology annotation, biological process: intracellular signal transduction; canonical Wnt signaling pathway. NCBI's taxonomy places the organism in Eukaryota, Metazoa, Chordata, Mammalia, Rodentia, Muridae. Bases 227 to 2383 code for a protein of 718 amino acids.
GGCCACCGGAAGAGUCGCAGUCGCCAGCCAAGCGCCGGGAGUGGGGAGCGGAAGCGGCGGCGGGCGGCGCUGGGACCCGGGAGCGGCCGGAGAACAAGGGAGCUGGCGCCCCGGCCGGCGGCUGAGUGGGGCUGAGCAGCGGGCCGCGCCGAGCGCCGAGCUCUGCCGGAGAGGCCCGGCCCCGCUGCUCGAGCAGGCCGCGCGCCGCGGGGCCGAGGCCGGAGCCAUGGGCGAGACCAAGAUCAUCUACCACCUGGAUGGCCAGGAGACGCCGUACCUGGUGAAGCUGCCCCUGCCCGCCGAGCGCGUCACCUUGGCGGACUUUAAGGGCGUUCUGCAGCGGCCCAGCUAUAAGUUCUUCUUCAAGUCUAUGGACGACGAUUUUGGGGUGGUGAAGGAAGAGAUCUCAGACGACAAUGCCAAGCUACCCUGCUUCAAUGGCCGGGUGGUGUCUUGGCUGGUAUCUGCUGAGGGCUCGCACCCAGAGCCAGCCCCUUUCUGUGCUGAUAAUCCAUCAGAGCUGCCACCUUCAAUGGAACGCACAGGAGGCAUUGGGGACUCUCGGCCCCCCUCCUUCCACCCUCAUGCUAGUGGGGGCAGUCAGGAAAACCUGGACAAUGACACAGAGACUGACUCCUUGGUGUCUGCCCAACGAGAGCGGCCCCGACGGAGGGAUGGCCCCGAGCACGCAGCCCGGCUCAAUGGAACCACAAAGGGCGAGCGGCGACGGGAGCCGGGUGGCUAUGACAGUUCAUCUACCCUUAUGAGCAGCGAGCUAGAGACUACCAGUUUCUUUGAUUCAGAUGAGGAUGACUCCACCAGCAGGUUCAGCAGCUCCACAGAACAGAGCAGUGCCUCACGCCUAAUGAGAAGACACAAGCGGCGGCGACGGAAACAGAAGGUCUCCCGGAUUGAGCGGUCGUCGUCCUUCAGCAGCAUCACAGAUUCCACUAUGUCUCUCAAUAUCAUCACAGUCACUCUUAACAUGGAAAAGUAUAACUUCUUGGGCAUCUCCAUUGUGGGCCAGAGCAAUGAGCGCGGUGAUGGGGGCAUCUACAUUGGCUCCAUCAUGAAGGGUGGGGCUGUGGCGGCUGAUGGACGCAUUGAGCCAGGAGAUAUGCUAUUGCAGGUAAAUGAGAUCAACUUCGAGAACAUGAGUAACGAUGACGCAGUCCGAGUACUUCGGGAGAUCGUACACAAGCCAGGGCCCAUCACUCUGACUGUAGCCAAGUGUUGGGAUCCAAGUCCUCGUGGCUGUUUCACAUUACCCCGGAGUGAGCCCAUCCGCCCCAUUGACCCUGCAGCCUGGGUCUCUCACACUGCAGCCAUGACAGGCACCUUCCCCGCCUAUGGCAUGAGCCCCUCCUUAAGCACCAUCACCUCUACCAGCUCCUCUAUCACCAGCUCCAUCCCCGAUACAGAACGCCUAGAUGAUUUCCACCUCUCCAUCCACAGUGACAUGGCGGCCAUUGUAAAAGCCAUGGCCUCCCCUGAGUCAGGGUUGGAGGUCCGAGACCGCAUGUGGCUCAAGAUUACCAUUCCCAAUGCUUUCAUCGGCUCAGAUGUGGUGGACUGGCUGUACCACAACGUGGAAGGAUUCACCGAUCGACGGGAGGCCCGCAAGUAUGCUAGCAACCUGCUGAAAGCUGGUUUCAUUCGCCACACUGUCAACAAGAUCACGUUCUCUGAGCAGUGCUACUACAUUUUUGGUGACCUCUGUGGCAACAUGGCCAACCUAUCACUUCACGACCAUGAUGGCUCCAGUGGCGCCUCUGACCAGGACACACUGGCUCCUUUGCCGCACCCAGGAGCUGCCCCUUGGCCUAUGGCUUUCCCUUACCAGUACCCACCACCUCCGCAUCCCUACAACCCACACCCAGGCUUCCCAGAACUGGGCUACAGCUACGGUGGAGGCAGCGCCAGCAGUCAGCACAGUGAAGGCAGUCGCAGCAGUGGCUCCAACCGAAGUGGCAGCGACCGGCGCAAGGAGAAGGACCCAAAAGCUGGGGACUCCAAGUCAGGUGGUAGCGGCAGCGAGUCAGACCACACUACACGCAGCAGUCUGCGGGGGCCACGGGAGCGGGCACCAAGCGAGCGCUCUGGCCCAGCGGCCAGCGAGCACAGUCACCGCAGUCACCAUUCGCUGACCAGCAGUCUGCGCAGCCACCACACGCACCCGAGCUAUGGCCCACCGGGAGUGCCCCCUCUCUAUGGUCCCCCGAUGCUGAUGAUGACCCCGCCGCCGGCAGCCAUGGGGCCCCCAGGAGCCCCUCCAGGGCGUGACCUGGCUUCGGUGCCCCCGGAACUGACGGCCAGCAGACAGUCCUUCCGCAUGGCAAUGGGAAACCCCACCAAGAAUUUCGGGCUCUUUGACUUUCUGUGAGUCCCCAGGAAAGGGAGGCCCAGCCUCCAAGGAGACCAGGAACUCUGCUUCAGCAGCCCCUCAGGGCUUCCCAAGGAUGUCCAACCUCACACCCACACUACAGGGUCACUAGGCUUCUGGGAAAGACCUCAGCUUCCCCCAUAUGGAACAGACUGUUCUUUUCAGAGAGAAGUAGAGAAGUUUGCUUCCCUCCGCCUCAUACACAUUUUAUAUAUAUAUAUACAUAUAUAUAUGUAUACAUAUAUACAUAUAUAUAUAUAUAUCUGUCUCUGUCUCUCUCUUUCUCACACACACACACACACACACACACACACGCCUAUGAAAGUUUACAUAAGCCUCAGGGCUGGUUCCUGACAAGAGGGCUGGACCCUUUUUCCAGGUCAUCUCUUAGAUAGUGGGGCUGGUCCCUGACUGCCCACUCCCCUUCCUGCUAGCCCUUAAGCUUCCCGUAUAUGUUCCCAAUAUCAUUGUACUUGGAUAAAGCCCAAAACCUGGGCUCCACAGAGGGUUCUCCAGGUGACUGGCAGGUCAUUCUCUACUUCCCUCCUGCCCCCACAUAUCCCUAUACCUGCUCUAUUUUCAGCUUCACCAUGAAACCUGGGAACACAGGCCAGUUGAAGCUAUACAAGCAGACAACUGGGACUUCCAAACAGUUCCAGUUAUUAUUACUUUUUUUUUUUUAGCUCCAGUUAUUUUUUAAAUUGUUUUCUACCUUAAAUCACAAUUUUCUCUUUAAAACUCUGCUAAAAAAAAAACUCUGACUUAUCCAGACUCUUAAAUUUUCAGGGCAAGGGUAUCAGCUGGGGACAUAGCUCUAUAUUGUUUGCCUAGCAUGCCCCAGCAAAUGUCUCCCCCACAUCAGGAUGUCCUUAGCUCAGGUUUGGGGGCAACUUGAGGUAAGGCUAUUUUGACAUUCAUUCAUUUAACAUAUUUUCUGGGAUUUUAAUGAACAAAGGGCUACAUUAGAAGCAUGAUUUGAUCUUAGCUGUCAUCAGUUCUCUCUGACUACCUUUUCCUGUUCUCUUGAGAAUCCCUCGUCAGUGCCGCUUGUGUGCUGGACGCCAGUGUGCUGGACGCCAGUGUGCUGGACGCCAGUGCUCCCGUUAUCCCAUCUUUGGCUCAGAUCUCUUUCUUUUCCACUCCCAUGAUAGUGUCAGCUACUCUCUUAAGCUGUUGAUAUGCUGGCCACUUCUAAAUCUGGAUCUCUAACCCCAUCUGUUUUUAUUACCCACUGGACAUCUCCACAGGUAUGUCCAUAUUAUUCAAGUAUUAUUCCUCUUGAAUUCCUGUCCUGGUGACCUUCGUUACAAGCUACACCUACAUAGUAUUAGUCAGCAUCACACACCCUUCUACACUCUGAAGUUCAGCUGUUCCUCUCCCUUAAUUUACAGAGCAUGGGAUUUGGAGUCAGGUUGGUUUGGGCUUGAAUUCCAGCUCUAUCAUUUUUGGUUGUGUAAUAGAGUUAUUUAACCUCUCUGGAGCCUCAGUCCUCCCAUAUGUAAAAUGAUGAUAAUAAUACCUACCUCACAGGGUUGUUGUGAGGAUUUAAAUUAGAUAUUGUACGAAAAGUGCCUAGCACAGUGCCUGGCACACAAUAGAGUAGGUGCUCAAUAAAUGGUAGCUAUUA